CCCGAAGUCGGCGUCGUGCUGCGCGACUUAUCGAAACUACCUACCAAGCCGAACAGACACACACGCGAAAGGGAAAAUUGUGGAAAUUUUGUGCUUGUAAAAGAAAAAAAUAUAAAUUAUUUAGUAAAAUAACCACAAUAUAUUGACAAAGCAUUUAUAAAGCACACGCGGCUAUUUAUAUAUUGUCUGUAGUUUCGAAAACAAAAAGUAACACACAAAAAUGGCUGAUAAUGAUGAUCUUUUGGAUUACGAGGAUGAGGAACAGACCGAGACCACUGUAGCCGAGACACAAGAGGCGCCAAAAAAAGAUGUAAAAGGUACCUAUGUGUCGAUACACAGUUCGGGUUUUCGUGAUUUCCUCCUUAAGCCUGAAAUUCUAAGAGCCAUUGUUGAUUGCGGUUUUGAACAUCCAUCUGAAGUGCAACAUGAAUGUAUUCCCCAGGCUGUAUUGGGCAUGGACAUUUUGUGCCAGGCUAAAUCUGGUAUGGGUAAAACUGCUGUUUUCGUGCUCGCCACACUUCAGCAACUUGAACCCACCGAGAAUGUUGUCUAUGUUCUAGUCAUGUGUCAUACUCGCGAACUUGCAUUCCAAAUUAGCAAGGAGUACGAACGUUUCUCUAAAUAUAUGCCUUCCGUAAAGGUUGGAGUCUUCUUUGGCGGUUUGUCCAUACAAAAAGAUGAGGAAACUUUGAAGAAUGUCACACCACACAUUGUUGUAGGCACACCUGGUCGCAUUUUGGCUUUGAUACGCAACAAGAAACUUAACUUGAAGCAUUUGAAACAUUUCAUCCUUGAUGAAUGUGAUAAAAUGUUGGAACAACUUGAUAUGCGACGCGAUGUUCAGGAGAUUUUCCGCAGUACACCUCAUGGAAAACAAGUUAUGAUGUUUUCCGCCACCUUAAGCAAAGACAUUCGUCCAGUUUGCAAAAAAUUCAUGCAAGAUCCCAUGGAAGUGUAUGUGGACGACGAAGCCAAGUUGACAUUGCAUGGCCUGCAGCAGCAUUAUGUCAAGCUAAAAGAAAAUGAGAAAAAAAAAUUAUUUGAACUUUUGGAUGUAUUGGAAUUUAAUCAAGUCGUUAUUUUCGUAAAAUCGGUACAGCGUUGCAUGGCACUGGCCCAGCUAUUGACAGAACAAAAUUUCCCCGCCAUUGGUAUUCAUCGUGGCAUGACUCAAGAGGAACGUCUGAACCGUUAUCAGCAAUUCAAGGAUUUCCAAAAACGUAUUUUGGUGGCCACAAACUUGUUUGGACGUGGCAUGGAUAUUGAACGUGUCAAUAUUGUUUUCAACUAUGAUAUGCCUGAGGAUUCGGACACCUAUUUGCAUCGUGUGGCUCGUGCUGGUCGCUUUGGUACCAAGGGUUUGGCCAUUACCUUUGUUUCGGACGAAGCCGAUGCCAAGAUUCUGAAUGAAGUUCAAGAUCGUUUCGAUGUGAAUAUCACGGAGUUACCCGAUGAAAUUGAUUUAUCCUCUUACAUUGAAGGCCGAUAAUUUAACCCUAGAACUAUUUCAUAAGCAAUAUGAAUAUAUGCCAAACCAUCUCUUCCCAUUUGGCUUAAUAAUGACCAUUUGGUUGAUUGGCAGCGUAAAUAGGCGUACACCAAUAACUAACUAUAAAUAUAUUCUUUUGACACAAAAACACAAACUCUGAAAAAAGUUUAAAUAAAAAAAAAAAAAAAAAACACAACUUUUCUCCUGUAUUAAAUUCUUAAUUUUUUAUGUGAAUGAAAUAGUGUUUAUUUAAUUUAAAUCUCCUGUUUUACUAUCAAUGUAAAAUAUAUAUUUUGCUUAUUUUAAAGCAAUUAUUUAGGUAUCUGAAAAAGAAAAACAACAAUAAAGAGAAGUCAUCAUGUUUUGAUGAUAUAAACCUUAAUGAAGAAAA
This is a messenger RNA of Musca domestica (house fly), 1880 nucleotides long. It is a transcript of the gene Hel25E, whose product is annotated as ATP-dependent RNA helicase WM6. Gene Ontology annotation, molecular function: RNA binding; RNA helicase activity; ATP binding. The record is from RefSeq and is a predicted model, not a curated record. Lineage: Eukaryota; Metazoa; Arthropoda; Insecta; Diptera; Muscidae. Gene Ontology annotation, biological process: mRNA export from nucleus; mRNA splicing, via spliceosome.